This is a messenger RNA of Aspergillus chevalieri, 825 nucleotides long. Its product is annotated as carbon-nitrogen hydrolase family protein. Lineage: Eukaryota; Fungi; Ascomycota; Eurotiomycetes; Eurotiales; Aspergillaceae. Gene Ontology annotation, molecular function: hydrolase activity, acting on carbon-nitrogen (but not peptide) bonds, in linear amides. Bases 1 to 825 code for a protein of 274 amino acids. The transcript is spliced from 5 exons. The record is from RefSeq and is a predicted model, not a curated record.
AUGGCCAUUGCAGCCGUGGGGCAAAUAUGCUCGACUGCGAGCAUGACUGCAAACCUCGCUCAGUGUCAAACAUUGGUACGAAAGGCAGUUGCUGCUGGUGCUAAGGCACUGUUUCUACCGGAAGCCUCGGACUACAUUGGCUCCUCGGCAGCAGAGACAAUAUCAUUGGCACGUUCGGUAAAUGAUAGUGAAUUCGUCUUAGGUCUCCAAAAAGAGGCUGAGCAGGCAAACCUUCACAUCAAUGUUGGAAUACAUGAGCCUGCGCAGGGUGGCAAAGUGAAGAAUACUCUUGUAUGGAUCAAUGAGAAGGGAGAUAUUACACAGCGAUAUCAGAAAGUCCACCUUUUCGAUGUCGAUAUCAAAGGGGGGCCGGUACUGAAGGAGAGUGCGAGUGUUGAGAAAGGUAUGGAAAUCUUGUCUCCAUUUGCAACUCCAGUGGGACGGGUUGGCCUCUCUAUAUGCUUCGAUCUACGCUUCCCCGAGAUCAGCCUGGCGUUGAAGCGCCAGAAUGCAGAAAUAAUCACGUACCCUUCAGCAUUCACAGUCCCAACAGGGAAUGCACACUGGGAGGCCCUGCUCCGCGCGAGGGCUAUAGAAACACAGUCAUAUGUGAUAGCGGCAGCACAAGCCGGUCCUCAUAAUGAGAAACGAAGGAGCUAUGGCCACUCGGUGAUUGUUAACCCAUGGGGAGAAGUCGUGGCAAAACUUGGUGAUGAAUACAGAGAACCGCAAAUUGCGACUGCAGAAAUCGAUUUGGAUCUUUUGGCCAAAAUCCGUAAAGAGAUGCCGUUGCUCAGGAGGACAGAUAUAUAUACUGAAGUAUGA